AUGGACGAAAUCUUGGGCGAGGACCUCCCCAUCGCGCCGGCGAGGCUCUUUGAACGCCUAUCCCAAGUCCCCAACUAUACGUGGGAUCGCUCGUUCGUGCCAUUCCACACCAGCUACGAUCACUGGCAUGUCUACGGUGUUUUACACAAUCCAGAUGUCGUCAAUCCGCGCGAGUCAGUUAGUACCCUGAACAGCUUUUCCGUCCUGUCCGGCUCGACCAGGAGUUCUCCGAAACUCGAUCCUCAUCGUCCCGCACUCCGACACCAUCACUGGAGUAGUAUUAGCGGUACUUCGACCGACAGUGAGAAUUUAUCCUCCAAAGGGGACCCGGAGCCAAUAUGGAUGCCUGUCGUGGCGCGCAUCAGCACGCACGUGCUGCGUCUGGAAAGAGAGUUCUAUUAUAACCAGGCUAUCGUGAAGGAUGCUGAUCCGGAGUGCGAACAUACCAUACGACCCAUUGAGAUCUUCAAGCUGCCUACUACUCCAGGCGACACCCGUCCUAUCGUCGUGUGUGUAUAUGAAGCUCCGGGGAAAAACUAUCUGCGCGAGGUUCUGGACAUGGGACCAGCGUUCUAUGGUCUCAAUAAUCACAGGAUGAGCGUCGUGGCCGACGGAACUCCCGGCGAGCGGAUACCGCUCCAGGCGUUUCUGGAUUUUGCUGUCGGUGCUGCAGAAACCCUUGAGCUGUUGCACCACGGUGCCAAUAGCGUCCAUGGAGAGGUUCGCUCAGACACUUUCCACUGGAACCGGGAGACAGGGACGGUCAAAUUGGCGAAUGGCGGGAACGGACCCCGAGCAUUCGAAAAUCUGCUAUCCAGUGAGGGUUGGGCUAAUAUGAGCCGAGAGAUCGGCGUCAAGAGUAAACUGCAUUUUAUUGCUCCCGAGCAAACUGGAAGGUUACCCGCGGAGCCUGAUAGUCGCACAGAUAUCUACAGCUUGGGCGUUCUAUUCUGGACACUGCUGACUGGACAGCCCGCCUUUGAUGCAGAAACUCCCAUCGACAUUGUCCAGCGCGUUCUCACGCAUCGCCUUCCUUUGGUCACCGCAGUCCGCAUGGAUGUUCCUGAUGCAAUUGCACAUAUCAUCGCGAAGAUGACCCAGAAGCAGAUGGAUGAACGGUAUCACUCAAUGAGCGGUCUCAGGUAUGACUUAGUACAGAUCCAGAAGUAUCUAGGCGAAGGCGACCAGGAAAAGAUCAAGAACUACAAGGUCGGGCAACGAGACGUCUCAUCCUUCUUCAUCCUCCCCACCAAACAGUUUGGCCGGCACGCCGAGACGGAACGUAUCACCAAGAUUAUUGACAAGGCUCACAAGAGGCACAGCUCGUCUGUCACGAGACCAUCCCCUUCGCAACAUGGCCUCUUGAGUGCUGGGUCCAAUUCAUCCAUUUCAGACAGUCGCAUGGAUGGAGCGGAAGACGCCCCUGGUUCUGACGACUCAAGUUCAUUUGGUUUUCGUGAAUCUCGCAGUAACUCCACCACUAUUGGACUGGAUGGUGCCUACACUCCAGGAUAUGCCAACAAAGCCAAUCUGUUGGGAAAGCGUACCCGCGGCAUCGGCGACCCCAGAAUCACGCCAUUGGAUGUCUUGUCCGACCGAGACAGUAAUUUCUCGGGAGGCUUGCAACCUGCCACUGAUAUGUUACCCGGGAUGAUGACUAGAAGGAGAAAUAGCCACAAAUACAAGCGACGGUCGAAGACAGAAGUCAUUACCAUCCUGGGACCAGCGGGAGUUGGCAAGACUGCUCUGAUCAAGGCCGUACAGCCUGUUAUUCGUCGCCAUGGCUAUUUCGCUCUCGGCAGAUUCGACAGGGCUCGUCCUUCUCCUUUCGAACCCCUGAUCAAGGUUAUGGCCAGUCUCUUCCGACAGAUCUUCUCCGAGAGAGACGUCAACACGCCAUAUCAUGAGCAUCUUCGGGCGCAUGUCACGCCCUUCUGGCCAAUCCUGCAUUCGAUGUUGGAUCUUCCUUCGACACUGCUUGAUGUCACCGUCCUGUCCAAGAAGCUCUUGGUUAAAACAGAUACCGCGAACCAAAGCGUCAACACCGAGGUUCCCACGGUCGAUAGCGGCGCUCCCAAGACGCAUGUAAUUCCACCUCACCACGGCACGUGGGACGCCAACGACUUCCUGCGUGGUCCGGCCAAUACUAAGUCCAUUCGACUCAUCAACACGUACAUGGAUGUCUUACGAACAAUUUGCACAGGAAAGCUGAUCUGUGUCUGCUUGGACGACCUACAAUAUGCGGACAGUGAAUCAAUCGAACUGCUGAUGCAUAUCAUCAAAGCGAAGGUGCCGGCUGUGCUUAUGUUGUCGAGCAGAGUGGAAGAUGGGAAUGUUCCCGAACAGACAGUCAAACUUCUCGAUCUCGACUCUACCAACAAGAUCGAAUUGGCUAAUUUGAGAGAAAGGCACGUCUUUGAAUAUGUUGCAGCAACGAUGUCUCAGCCUGUGGAGACAGUUUUGCCCCUUGCAGCCGUUGUCUACGCCAAGUCAGAAGGCAAUCCGUUCCUGGUCAAGGAUAUUCUCCAAACAUGCUAUCAGCGGAACUGUCUGUGGUAUGACUGGAAAGAAUCAGGCUGGCAGUUUGACCUAGACAAGAUUUUCAAUGAGUUCAGCGCCGAAGGCUGCACCGACAAUGGUUACCUGACCCGCCGGCUGCAAGACUUGCCACCAGCGGCAAGGUCAAUUCUUGCAUGGGCCUCUCUGAUCGGCACGACCUUCUCCUUCAAAUUGAUCCAGUCCAUCGUAACCGGGGAUUUCUUCUACAGCAGCGGAAGAGAUCAAGUACAUGAUGCGACUUGCCCUAAACGUGCCAAGUUAAUCAAUCUGUCGGAGACUGACUGUAUCAAUGGACUUCAACAACUGGUCAACAUGUUCAUCAUAAAUCCAGGGGAGACCGAUGACGAGUUCCGUUUUGCGCACGGGCGAUAUUUGAAAGCGGCGAACGAAAUGCGCGAGUGCCAGAAUACAACCAAGAUGCAUUUCAUCAUUGCGCAAGCCAUGAUGACGUACCUCAGCCAGUGCAAGUAUAAUUUGUACCCUUUGGCACGUCACAUCUGUCUGUCUGCAGAAAUCGUGAAGGAGAGGAUUCCAACACGAAUGCGUUAUCGGGAUGUCCUUUGGCGAGGAGCGCAAAAGGCAAUCGAAACUGGCGCGAAAGCUACCGGCCUCUGGUACUACAAGACCGCGCUCCAAUUGCUGCAAGACGACAAAUGGAACACGGACAAUCCGGAUGUCUUCUAUGAUGAAACCCUCCAACUUCACGUUAAUACCGCUGAAAUCAUGUAUCUUCAAGGAGAGGACGCCGAGGCCCUGGAGCUUCUGAACGAAACAUUCGCUCACGCAAGAUGCUCUGCAGAUAAAACAAGGUCUUAUAUCCUGAAAGGACGUGUGCUGGCUUCUCAGGGGAGAUUCAUGGAUGCAUUCAUGACUCAAAAAGAAUGUCUGGCAGAGCUAGGCCUGGCUCUGCCAGAAGUGACGUGGGAACAGUGCGACGUUGAUUUCAAGAAGCUAGAGCUCCGACUGCAACAACUUGAUAAGGAGGCGCUUCUGACGGCUCCGUUGAGCGAAGACAAAACCAUAAUCGCUCUUGGUACUGUUCUCUCCGAGGCUCUCGGCGCUCUCUACUGGUCGAACGCUUUGCUCUGGUACCAGCUCGUCAUCGCUUAUGUCAACACAAUCCUCGAUCGUGGUGUUUUUGUUCAGGCCGGGGUCGGCUUCACCAUGCUUGGUGCUGCCGCUAUUGGUCGCUUUAAGGAUAUCGAAUUGGGCUUGUCCUAUGGCGAUAUUGCGCAAGAAUUCUACACCAUGUUUGACGAUGCUUGGACACGAGGCAGGGGCUGGACUCUCUACACCCUUUUUAUUGGCCACUACCAGACUCCGGUGCGAAACUUGCUCCCGAUUCUCGAUAGCGCGCUCGAAUAUUCCUUGUCAUCUGGGGACAGGUUUGUCAGCAUCCUGAACAUUGGAGCCAUGGCACUUUCAAGAUUUUGGGCAGGACAGGACCUCGGAGAAGUGGAGGCUUUCUGCAAUUAUGGCCCAGAAGAGUUCGAUGAUUGGGACAGAGAUCGGCGAGGUGGAACACUUCUGACUGUUAUCAGACAGGUCUCGCGGGCCUUGCAAGGAAAGACCAUAGCAGCGGACGCCGCAACUCUUCUCGAUGACGAAGAUCACCAGACCGAGUCAUGGUUGACAGAUUGUGGACUGUAUGCCGCCAAUGCGCAACGCUCUCGCGACAUAUUCCACGCUAUGUCGCUUGUCGCUUAUCAUCUCAUGGGAUAUCACGAGUACGUCGUCAAAAAGGGGAGAGAGUUGAUUUGCGGAAGUCUUGACGAGCUUUGGUCGAAUAGACCCACUUGCGGGACUCGCUUCUACCUCGGCCUGUCUCUCAUUGCGCUUGCAAAAGAGAAGCCUGAAGAGGAGCGUGGACCUUACAUUGAAGAAGCAAAAGAGAUGAAACAAUUCAUCGAUGAUUGGGGAAAGGUCAAUGACGUGAACUACUUUGCCUGGUCCAGGAUACUUGAAGCCGCGAUAUCGGACGUGACGAAAGUGUACUACAACGUCACCUCCAACCUCGAAAUGGCCAUUGACCACUGCCAGGUUCACGGUUUCGCCAUGGAAGAGGCGCUGGCAGUGGAAAUGCAGGCUGACUUCCUACUUUUGCGAGGCGCAAAGAGAGCUGGCAAGGUUAUGAUUCAAGAAGCCAUUGCCGCCUGGAACAGGAUCAACGCGGCCGGGAAAGCUCGACAGCUCCAAGAGAAGCAUGAGUGGCUAAUCAAAACUGCCACCACUUCCAGGACCAUGGACGCCUCUACUCAAACGCAAGACUUGCAUUCAUUGACCGUAGGUGAAGAUGCGCAGAUCCAGAACAAGCGCGAAUAUACAAAUCAAUGGGUGCAACCGAAAUCUGCGGUCGCGACUCAAUCACCCCAGGACGUUCCCGGCUUAGGCCUCGAUAUCCUGGAUUUGACCUCUAUCCUGGAAUUCUCCCGCGUUAUAAGCUCAGAGCUCCAAAUCAACAAUCUUCUAUCCAAGAUGAUUUCAGUCAUCCUGGAAUCCGUUGGUGGGCAAGCAGAAUUCUGCGCAAUCGUUAUCGACUCCGAGGAUCAAGGGUGGUGUGUGGCAGCAAGUGCAGACCACGAGACAGGCGUCAAGACUUACCCGGAUGGUAUUCCUUUCUCGGAGGUCGACGAUCAGGCCGCUCAGCAGAUCACCCAUUAUCUUCUUCGAACUAAAGAAACUGUGUUUGUACACAACGUUCUCGAAGACGAUCGAUUCUCUAAUGUAGGCGACGCCUACUUGGCAAGGAACCCUCAUGGUCGUUCCAUUAUUGCCAUUCCUAUUAUCCAGGCCGAUCAUUUGAUGGGUGUCAUCCAUCUCGAGGGACGGCCGAACGCCUUUACCCAGCGCAACAUGAUCGUUCUCAACCUUCUCACAAACCAAGUCGCCAUCUCACUCGGGAACGCGCUUCUCUACAGGAAGGUUCGCAAAGUUAGCGCGUCGAAUGCCAGCAUGGUCGAGUCUCAGAAGCGGGCCCUCGUGGCAGCACGCGAGGCAGAAGCGAAGGCGAAGAAGGCGGAAGCGGAGGCUAUGCAUAAUGUCAAGUUGAAGGAGGAGGCUGCCAAGGCGAAGUCCAUUUUCCUCGCCAACGUCAGUCACGAACUCCGAACUCCGCUCAACGGUGUGAUCGGUAUGUCCGAAUUGCUGAAGGGUACUCCAUUGAGUAAAGACCAGGAACAGUACGCGGACAGCAUCCGAGUUUGUGCGGAUACAUUACUCACCGUUAUCAACGACAUUCUGGACUUUUCCAAGCUCGAGGCCGGUAAGAUGCAGAUGUUCACGGUUCCUCUGAAUCUGAAAGAGACCAUUACCGAGGUGGUGCGGGCGCUGGCCUAUACCAACCAGGAACAUGGACUCAAGACCGUCGAAGACCUGCAGAUAGACGAUAACUUGGUCCUCGGUGAUCCAGUCCGCCUCCACCAAAUCUUCAUGAAUCUCCUGAGCAAUGCUUACAAGUUCACUCCCAAGGGAUCUGUCACUGUCAGAGCUCGCAAGAAUGCCGAGACGAGAGACAAGGUCAAGAUCACCUGCUCGGUUGCAGAUACUGGUAUCGGUAUCACGCAGGAGCAGCUCACGCGUCUUUUUCAACCUUUCUCGCAAGCUGACUCGUCCACGGCGCGUUCGUACGGGGGCAGCGGCCUUGGUCUCAGUAUCUGCAAGGCCAUGAUUGAAAACGUGCUCGGUGGUAAGAUCUGGAUCGAAUCAACGCCUGGCGUCGGCACCACGGUGUCAUUCACACUUACAUUCCAGAAAGCACCAAAGAACAGCAGCGUGCCCAAUGAAAUCCAAAUCUCCGCCAAGGACCCAGACCCCAUGGCGAAUUUUCCCCGCGAGGAAUUGCGUGUCUGUAUUGCCGAGGAUAACCAGAUCAACAGAAAGAUUGCCAUUUCAUUUGUCAAUAGGCUUGGCUUGAAAUGUGAGGCCUAUGAAGACGGGAAACAAGCUUACGAAGCCUUACAGGCAAAGAGUAAAGAAGGCAAGCCGUUCCACCUGGUGCUGAUGGAUGUUCAGAUGCCUGUUCUGGAUGGAUAUGAAGCGACCAAAGCAAUCAGAGCCGACCCGGAUCCUAACGUAAGUCGAGUUCUGAUUAUUGCGAUGACGGCCUCGGCAAUCCGUGGCGACCGAGAGAAGUGCCUCGAGGCUGGAAUGAACGACUACCUGGCCAAACCAGUCCGGCAGACUGCUCUGAAAGCCAUGCUGGACGAGUAUCUUCACAGAACCAAAGUAGCAGCGGAGAAAUUAGUCAAGAGCCUUGAACCCGCUCCAGCCCCAGUCGAUGGCGUCAACGGUUCGGCAGAAAGCGGUGGCAAAUCACCCAGCUCAGCUACGAACGGCGAAGAGCCACCAAUGAGCCCGGCAGAGAGACCGAAGUUGAGACGCCCGUUCAAGAGAGUGAUGAAGAAAGUCGAAGCCAGCAUUGCUGAGGUGACUGGACAGGCAAACAAAGAAGCCGAGAAUGGUGAAGAUGGGAGGCCUAGUCCUCCGAGUGGCAAAAGGGAAACAGAUGAGCUAGGGAAGAUUACCUCCGAGCAAGUUGCUCCCAAGCCGGUGCUCCACGUCGGUGGUAUGUUAACCACCAAUGGACACGUCAAUGGCGAAGUGAACGGAACAGUCCACGGCGCUGACGAAACGGUGCCGUCGUUAAUAUUGAUGGAACGAUCAGCAAACGCAGAUCCCACGAAAGCGGAACCCUCAUAA
Molecule: messenger RNA, 7257 nt
Organism: Fonsecaea erecta
Lineage: Eukaryota; Fungi; Ascomycota; Eurotiomycetes; Chaetothyriales; Herpotrichiellaceae
Exons: 4
Coding region: 1-7257 (2418 amino acids)
Biological process (GO): protein autophosphorylation; phosphorelay signal transduction system
Molecular function (GO): phosphorelay sensor kinase activity; ATP binding; protein binding
Source: RefSeq, a predicted model, not a curated record